CGACAUCGACGACGUCGUGCGAUGGUAACACAACGAAAAACCGGCGGUCAGGCUGAAGAUAUAUAUGCUGCCGUUACCGAGCCCGGCGUCCAGUUUGAGUGUGACGCUUGUGCUUGCGACCUCACCCAUACCAUUCGCAUAAAGUGCGCUGAUCCAGUGUGCCAGUCGACCGAUGGUGGGGUCGACAUCUGUCCCCCGUGCUUUUGCCAGGGCAAGGAGUUUGGGAAUCAUCUUCGCGGUCAUGCUUAUCGCGUUAUUGAAUUUAACUCGUACCCCAUAUUCUCAGAGGACUGGGGCGCAGACGAAGAAUUACUGCUGCUCAAAGGCAUCCAAAGCCAGGGUCUCGGAAACUGGAAGAAGAUCGCCGAACAUGUUGGAACGCAGUCUAAGGAGGAAGUGGAAAAGCACUACAAUAGUGUCUAUGUCGACUCGCCGAAUUGGCCUAUGCCACUAAUGGACCGCAAAUUUGAGAUUGCACCUGAAGAGUUCCAGGAGAGGAAACGACGGCGAAUAUCAGAGUUGAACGAAAUGCCUAUCCCACCUGCAAAGCCAGCUCCGACCUCAGCCCCAGCGGUCCAUGAAAUCGCGACUUUUCUUCCUGGACGUUUGGAGUUUGAACACGAAUUCGACAACGAAGCUGAAGAACUCGUCAAGGACAUCGAGUUUGGUGUCGUGCUGCAGUACGGAGGAGACCAGAUUCCUGAAGACGAAAACGAUCUGGAUGUAAAAGCACGAAUAAAAUGGGAGGAAGACCGAAGGAAUGGCCUGGUUGGACAGACGAUCUUCAUGCCGGAGCGCAAGGCGGCAGCACCAAAUGGCAAGGGCCCUGCACCACAUACGAAUGGUAUCAACACCAACGGCGAUUCAAAGGCAGCAGCAGAAGAUGUAGUGAUGGGCAACGGUACUGCCAACACCGAUGACGACGACGAGCCAACCGUCCUCCCCCCGAUUGAAACUGAUGACUCGCUCAAAUUCAAGCUUACUCUCUUGGAAACUUAUUUCCAGAGGUUGGAAAAACGAUGGGAGCAUAAGGUCUUCAUGUUCGAUCGCGGACUGCUUGAAUACAAGAAGAUCCAAGCCGCGGAAAAGAAACGUGUCAAGGAAGACAAGGACAUUCUCCAUCGCUUGAGACCGUUUGCGCGCUUGCAAACAGGUGAUGACUACGAGGCGUUCUCGAACGAUAUUCUCUAUGAACACAUCCUGCGCAAAAAGAUUCAAGACCUACAGCAACAUCGACGAUUGGGGCUAUCUACGUCUGGAGACAUAGAGAAGUACAUCGCCGAUUUAGGCAAGAGGACUCAGACCAAAGCUACUUCCUAUUACGACAAGAACAGGAGGCAAUCCUCAGUGGCAGAUCGUGGAAGCAUCGACGAUGAAAUGGAAGCAGCACCCAAACCUGAAGCUCUGAUUAAUGCUCGUAAACGAGCUCCAUUGAAUCUUGCCAAUAGUCCUUCCCUCCAUCUACUCACUCCUGCGGAACAAGCACUCUGCUCAACAUUGCGUAUUCUUCCCAAACCCUAUCUUGUGGUUAAGGAAACUCUUGUGCGAGAAUACGCUAGGCGAGGCGGAAAACUACGGAGAAGAGAAGCCCGUGAUCUGGUCAAAAUCGACGUGAACAAGACAAGCCGUGUCUGGGAUUUCUUGGUGCAGGCUGGGUUCCUCCAAAUCAAUGCCGAAGCGAAUGUUGCCAACUCGCAAGCCCAUUCCGCAUCGAGCGUUCCGCCUUCUGUCGCCUCCUCGCAAGAUAAUAGCGUUGUACCAAGCACCACUCCUUCACAAACGACUCUUAAUGGCUCAACGGCUUCUCCUGUCAUAUCAUCCCUCGGUGCCCCAGGCAGCGUACGACCGUCACCAAUACCGCAUUCUUCCUCGCUUCCUCCAGCAGGCUGA
Messenger RNA from Mycena indigotica, 1890 nucleotides. RefSeq names its product Transcriptional adapter 2. Gene Ontology annotation, biological process: regulation of transcription by RNA polymerase II; chromatin remodeling. Lineage: Eukaryota; Fungi; Basidiomycota; Agaricomycetes; Agaricales; Mycenaceae. The coding region runs from base 22 to 1890 and encodes 622 amino acids. Gene Ontology annotation, molecular function: transcription coactivator activity; protein binding; chromatin binding. Gene Ontology annotation, cellular component: SAGA-type complex; nucleus. The transcript has 10 exons. The record is from RefSeq and is a predicted model, not a curated record.